Molecule: messenger RNA, 358 nt
Organism: Chaetura pelagica (chimney swift)
Lineage: Eukaryota; Metazoa; Chordata; Aves; Apodiformes; Apodidae
Product: zinc finger protein Pegasus-like
Exons: 2
Source: RefSeq, a predicted model, not a curated record
GACACAAGAAUUUGUAAACGUCGAGAGUGAAUAUGGGUGAGAAGAAGCCAGAACCUUUGGACUUUGUAAAAGAUUUUCAGGAGUACCUCACCCAGCAGACUCACCAUGUGAAUAUGAUUUCUGGAUCAGUUAGUGGAGACAAGGAGGCAGAGACUCUUCAAGGAGCUGGGGCAGAAGGUGAUCAGAAUGGUCUUGAUCAUCCUUCAGUUGAAGUUUCCCUGGAUGAAAACUCAGGAAUGUUAGUGGAUGGCUUUGAAAGGACAUUUGAUGGGAAGUUGAAGUGUCGAUACUGCAACUACGCCAGCAAAGGGACAGCCCGGCUCAUCGAGCAUAUCAGAAUCCACACAGGUAGGGAAUG